Molecule: messenger RNA, 7999 nt
Organism: Sebastes umbrosus (honeycomb rockfish)
Lineage: Eukaryota; Metazoa; Chordata; Actinopteri; Perciformes; Sebastidae
Gene: abcc9
Product: ATP-binding cassette, sub-family C (CFTR/MRP), member 9
Exons: 43
Coding region: 291-5048 (1585 amino acids)
Biological process (GO): potassium ion transport; transmembrane transport
Cellular component (GO): membrane
Molecular function (GO): sulfonylurea receptor activity; ATP binding; ATP hydrolysis activity
Source: RefSeq, a predicted model, not a curated record
AGUGUGUCAUAGCAUGCUGCUUUAAUGCCAUUAUGCAGUAUCUGAGGGGACACGGCAGUAAAUGUAAUAUAGAGGCAUUUCCUGUCACCGUGCCUUCAGUAUAAACCGCAAUCUUAUUUAUAAGAGGUCGCAGAGGGGGAUUAAGAUCCAGGAAGGGACGCAGUGACCCCCAGUGAGAGCCCACUAACCUGCGUCAGAGGCUGGACAUCUGGAAUGAGACUGUGCCAGUAAGGAUUAAUACUUUUCUUGGAGAUUGACUCGAGACUUGCGUGGAGCAGUCGGGUGGUGGCAUGGCCUUGUCGUUUUGCGGCAGCGACAACGGUACCAAGUCCUACAGCGUAGAAGGGGGCGUGCUGAACAAUGGCUGCUUCGUGGACGCUCUCAACCUGGUUCCCCAUGUCUUCCUGCUCUUCAUCACCUUCCCCAUCCUCUUCAUCGGUUGGGGUAGUCAGAGCUCUAAAGUCCAGAUCCAUCACAACACAUGGCUUCAUUUCCCCGGCCACAACAUGAGAUGGAUCCUCACCUUCUCGCUGCUUUUUGUCCACGUCUGCGAGUUCGCAGAGGGCAUCGUCUCCAACGAGAUGAUGAGGACCAACCACCUCCGUCUCUUCAUGCCGGCCUUCAUGGGUUUCGUAGCAGCCACAACGUCAGUGGUUUACUACCACAACAUAGAGACAUCCAACUUCCCCAAACUACUGCUCGUCCUGUUCAUCUACUGGGUGUUGGCGUUCAUCACGAAGUCCAUCAAGCUGGGGAAGUACACUGAGAACCAUGUUGGACCGCAGCACCUGAGGUUCUGCAUCACCGCCCUCUUAGUACUCCUAUACGGGCUGCUAAUGGCCGUGGAGAUCAACGUCAUUAGAGUCAGGAAAUACGUGUUCUUUGCCAACCCCCAAAAGGUGAAACCACCAGAGGAUUUACAGGAUUUGGGGGUUCGUUUUCUGCAGCCAUUUGUCAACCUGCUGUCCAAGGCAACAUAUUGGUGGAUGAAUCCUCUCAUCAUGGGAGCCCAUAAGAGACCCAUAGAGCUGAAGAGGAUCGGCAAGCUGCCCAUCGCCAUGAGAGCUCUCACCAACUACCUGAAGCUCAAAGACGCCUACGAGGAUCAAAGGACAGCUGAGGAUCCGAACCGCGCCCCGUCAAUCUGGCGCUCCAUGUAUCGAGCGUUUGGUCGUCCCAUCCUGCUCAGCAGCACCUUCCGCUACCUGGCCGACCUUCUGGGCUUCGCAGGGCCGCUCUGCAUAUCUGGCAUCGUAAAGUACCUGAACGAUGAUCAGAACCCUGAUAAAUCUGCAGCGCCAGACAAGCAUAAGGGGACGUAUUUGGACGUGUACUUCAUGUCUUCCACUGAGCUGCUGCAGAACACCUCGGUCCUGGCAGUGCUUCUCUUCCUGGCUUUAGUCCUUCAGAGGACCUUCCUGCAGGCCUCCUACUACGUUACCAUAGAAACAGGCAUCAAUCUGCGAGGAGCCCUGCUGGCGAUGAUCUACAACAAAAUCCUGCGUCUGUCCACCUCCAACAUGUCUAUGGGAGAGAUGACGCUGGGGCAGAUCAACAACCUGGUUGCUAUAGAGACCAACCAGCUGAUGUGGUUCCUCUUCCUCUGCCCCAACCUGUGGGCCAUGCCUGUACAGAUCGUGAUGGGAGUGAUCCUGCUCUACUAUUUGUUGGGCUACAGUGCUUUGGUUGGAGCAACUGUCAUAGUCCUGCUGGCUCCAGUCCAGUACCUCAUAGCUACGAAGCUGGCAGACACACAGAAAAGCACACUGGAGCACUCUACGGAUCGUCUGAAAACGACCACAGAGAUAUUAAAGGGCAUCAAGCUGCUGAAGCUGUACGCCUGGGAGAACAUCUUCUGUGACAGCGUGGAGGACACCAGAGGCAAAGAGCUCACCAGCCUCAAGACCUUCGCUUUCUACACAUCCAUGUCCAUCUUCAUGAAUGCUGCUAUUCCCAUCGCUGCCGUUCUUGCGACGUUUGUGACGUAUGACUACCUCAAUGAAACCGGUCCCACUCCUUCUGAGGCCUUUGCAGCUCUGGCGUUGUUCCACAUCCUGGUCACCCCUCUCUUCCUGCUCUCCACUGUGGUCCGAUUUGCUGUCAAGGCGCUGGUCAGUGUCCAGAAGCUCGGUGAGUUUCUUCAGAGUGACGAAAUUGGAGACGACAGCUGGAGAAAUGGAGACAUGCCUGUUUCCAUGGAAACAGGAAAAAAACACCAAGGGGGGACCAAAGCCAUCAACAGGAAGCAGCCAAUGCGCUACCAGAUGGACAACUACGAGCAGCCGACCAGGCGGCUGAUGAGACCCACGGAGACGGAGGAUGUGGCUGUAAAGGUGUGCAACGGAUUCUUCACCUGGGGGAGCAACCUGUCCACGCUGUCAGACAUCAACAUCCGCAUCCCCACAGGUCAGCUGACUAUGAUUGUGGGCCAGGUGGGUUGUGGGAAAUCCUCCCUGCUACUGGCCAUGCUUGGUGAGAUGCAGACCAUCGAUGGAAGAGUCUACUGGAGCAAGCUGCCUGUAUAUGAGACGGUCCACGAGGGGAAUAUCAGUUGGACAGAGGAGUCUGACGAAGACAUCAGGAGCAAGAACAGAUACUCUGUGGCCUACGCUACCCAGAAGUCCUGGCUGCUCAACGCUACAGUGGAGGAAAACAUCACCUUUGGCAGCCCUUUCAAUAAACAGAGGUACAAGGCCGUGAUAGACGCCUGCUCUCUGCAGCCAGACAUCGACCUGCUGCCUUUUGGAGACCAGACUGAGAUUGGAGAGAGGGGCAUCAAUCUGAGUGGAGGUCAGAGACAGAGAAUCUGUGUGGCCAGAGCUCUCUACCAGAACACCAACAUCGUCUUCUUGGACGAUCCGUUCUCCGCGCUGGACAUCCACCUCAGCGAUCACCUGAUGCAGGAAGGAAUCCUCAAGUUUCUGCAGGACGAUAAACGGACCGUUGUCCUCGUCACACACAAACUGCAGUACCUCAUACACGCAGACUGGAUUAUAGCGAUGAAGGAUGGCUCUGUGCUUAGGGAGGGAACUCUAAAGGACAUUGAGACUCAUGACAUCGAGCUUUAUGAUCACUGGAAGACCCUGAUGAACAGACAAGACCACGGCCUGGAGAAGGACGUACAGCAGGACAGUCAAACAACACUAGAGAGGAAAACACUGAGGAGAGCGUUUUACUCCAGAGAGACCAAGAACCAAAUGGACGACGAGGACGAAGAGGAAGAAGAGGAGGAGGAAGAUGAUGACAACAUGUCCACAACCACUAACAGAAGAUCAAAGAUCCCAUGGAGGGUGUGCUGGUGUUACCUGUCCUCCGGUGGCUUCUUCAUGGUCUUCCUCAUGGUGUCCUCUAAGCUUCUCAAGCACUCCGUCAUCGUUGCCAUCGACUACUGGUUGGCUUUCUGGACUUCCUCCAAAACCAAGAGUGCCAGCAGUUUCAACACCACCGCGCUGCCUGCGCCUGGUACUCCGGGGGCUGAGAGCGGCUCCCACCAUCUGCCCGUGUUUAUCAUCCUGUGUGCGGCAGGAAUCACGUUAUGCCUCAUCACCUCCCUCACCGUGGAGUUUCUGGGUCUUCAUGCCGCCACCAACCUGCAUCACAACCUGCUCAACAAGAUCAUCCACGCUCCAAUCAGGUUCUUUGACAUCACUCCUCUGGGGCAGAUCCUCAACAGAUUCUCAGCUGACACCAACAUCAUAGACCAGCACAUUCCUCCAACGCUGGAGUCCUUGACGAGAUCCACGUUGCUGUGUUUGUCAGCCAUCGGGGUCAUAUCCUCCAUCACUCCAAUGUUCAUGAUCACAUUGGUUCCCCUGGCGGUGGCCUUCUACUUCAUCCAGAAGUACUUCCGGGUGGCUUCCAAGGACCUCCAGGACCUGGAUGACUCCACACAGCUUCCUCUGCUCUGCCACUUCUCUGAGACCGCUGAAGGUCUCACCACCAUAAGAGCAUUCAGACACGAGGCUCGUUUUAAACAGCGUAUGUUGGAGCUGACAGACACCAACAACACCGCCUACCUGUUUCUGUCUGCUGCCAACCGCUGGCUGGAGGUCCGAACGGACUACCUCGGAGCAGUGAUCGUGCUGACAGCAGCGGGAUCCUCCAUAUGGUGUUCUAACUUUGUGCAUUCUGUAGGCCUCGUGGGCCUCGGACUCACGUACGCCCUCACUGUCACCAACUAUCUGAAUUGGGUUGUGAGGAACCUGGCAGACCUGGAGGUCCAGAUGGCAGCUGUGAAGAAGGUCAACAGCUUCCUCAGCACCGAGUCGGAGAACUACGAGGGAUCUAUGGACGCCUCUCAGGUGCCUGAGAACUGGCCUCAGGACGGCGAGAUAAAGAUCCAGGACCUGUGUGUGCGCUACGAUCCCAUCCUCAAACCAGUGCUCAAACACGUCAACAUGUACAUCGAACCGAGCCAGAAGGUGGGAAUCUGCGGUCGCACCGGCAGCGGGAAGUCCUCUCUGUCGUUGGCCUUUUUCAACAUGGUGGAUAUUUUCGAAGGGAAGAUCGUCAUCGACGGGAUCGACAUCUGUAAACUUCCUCUGCAGACACUCAGGUCGAGACUCUCCAUCAUCCUCCAGGAUCCUGUGUUGUUUAGUGGGUCAAUAAGGUUCAACCUCGAUCCAGAGAGGACGUGCACUGAUGAUCGACUCUGGGAGGCGCUGGAGAUCGCUCAGUUGAAGAACAUGGUGAAAGCGCUGCCUGGAGGACUAGAUGCUGUUGUGACAGAAGGUGGAGAGAACUUCAGCGUCGGUCAGAGGCAGCUCUUUUGUUUGGCCCGAGCUUUUGUCAGAAAGAGCAGCAUCCUCAUCAUGGACGAAGCCACGGCGUCUAUAGACAUGGCCACGGAGAACAUCUUACAAAAAGUUGUGAUGACAGCGUUUGCAGACAGAACCGUCGUUACAAUCGCACACCGCGUCCACACCAUCCUAACAGCUGAUCUGGUCAUCGUGAUGAAGCGAGGGAACAUUUUGGAGUACGACAAACCCGAGACUCUUUUGGAGCAGGAGGACGGGAUAUUCGCUUCAUUAAUCCGGGCUGACAUGUAGAAACACAAGUCAGUCAGCAACGCCCGACAACAACCGACAGACUGAUCAGUUGGUUGAUCUUUCUAGUUUUCUUAAAGAGGUGGACAAACCUCUGUGACACUACAACACUCCAGUGAAGCCAAUAAUGUGUGUCUUGUAUUCAAUGGGGGAAAAAAACACAUCCAGAAACAUUAUCAGUCACUAGUUGAUAUAUUUAAAACAUGUACUUGAAUCAUUCAGUCAGUCAGCCAAAUAAAUACUGCCUUUUGUUUUUAGAAAUGACAUGUAGAAACGCCACAUAUCAUUUAAACGAUAAACCAUCAGUUUAUCCAACAUCUAGAGAGUUCUCAAUACAUUAAACAAUGGAGAAACCCUUGGAUCACAGACCUUUAUAAGCAAUCAGUAUUAAGAGUUAAUACAAAAUGAAGAUGUUUGUGUCCCUAGAUAGAUAAUAUAUGAUGCUAGUGGCUAGAUUUUGUAUUUGGCUGAACUUUUAUGUUCUGUAAGGAUCACUUUAAAUUGAUUUUCAAAAGUCUUUAAUUAUCUUGUUACAUUUAUUUUAAACGUAUGCACAACACGUAUCAGUUUUAUUAGCACUUGUAUUAUGCAAUAAUAAGGAAGGGAGAAACUUGUAUUUACAAUCCUUUUUUUUUAAAUAACUGAAUGUUGGCUUUGGCCAGUUGUUUCUGUGCUCUGCAUACACGAAUGCAUUGUGCAGUCUCUCACUGUAUUAAUAUAAUUAAUAUUAUCUUAAUAUUUUAGACCCUGGUGUAGUAUGUGCUACAUUUUUUGAAGUAAAACUGAUAGAAAUGACUCUAUAAGCAGUUUUUAUAAACGUUUUGUUGCAUCAAACUGUCCUGGCUGCGUUCACAUCAUGUCAGAAGUUGGAGAAGAACAGGACGACAUCUCUUUGCUGCAACUUUUUGGGAUUGUAAAGUGAAUUGUUGUGGCGAUUCUUCUCCUGAACGAGUGAGACAAAGGAAAUCGAAGGAUUUGUUGCUAUUUUUGAUGCCUGUUUUAUAAGAUUUCUGCAACGUGUGACGCCAAAAAGGAGACAUCAGACCUUAAAAUGUCCUCGUCCUACCUGGAAUUUCCACCAGAAGGUUGACCUGGUUAUCUUUUUGAAAUUUUGGCAAAACUUGGGACAAGAUCAGCAGACGUCUUUGAUGCAAAAGCAAUAUCAUGAGUGUGUGCGGCCAGUCGGCAACCAACUUUGAUGUAAAGAAGGUGGAAAUAUACCAGAAACAAAUCAAAAAUGUGCUUUUCAAACACCUUGCUUUGAACUUCUUAAAGAUUAAAUUGAAUACGAUGCAUUUCUACGACUUUGCAAGCAAGGACAGUAACAACACACUGAGUCCAUUCAACCAAACUCCUAAUUUUAUUUUUAUGAUUUAGAAUUUAUCACAUCUGAUGUUUUCAAAUUGAAGAAAAUUCUAUUAAGCAAACAAAACAAUCUAAGAAAUGACCUAACACGUAGGGUAACAAAAUACCUCAGUUUAAUGUGAGAAAACAUGAGUUCAAAAGCAAUUCAAUUUUGCAAAAGUUGGAUAUUUUAUUUGUGUUAUACGUCCACCUUUUACUCUUCUCUAUCAGUUGUAUUUCUGUGCCUAUAGUACAAACACUGUAGGGUGUCACUGCUCAGGCUGAAGCCGGUGAACCCGCUGUCUGUCUGCGGUCAUGCUUUGCUGAACUUAUUAUCCUCGGGGACAAUAGACGCCCAAUGUGAGCUCCCGUUAACUACAGAGACGUUUAAUGGUUGUUGUGGACUGAAAGUGAUUUUUGAGAUUUGAUUUCCUCUCUGGCAUUGUUAAAUGAUCCCACAUUCAUAUCAGAAGCUACAGCCAACAGCUGGUUAGCUUAGCUUAGCACAAAGACUGGAUACGGGUAGAAACAGCUAGCCUGGCUCUGUCCAAAGGUAACACAAUCUACUGACCAGCACCUCUAAAGCGCAGUAAUUAAUCAUAUCUUCUUUGUUUAAUUUGUACAAAAAUAAUAAAUUUAUAUUCACAGUUAAUGUUUUUUAUAGAGUUGACUAGUCUCUAAGGCUAAGAUAUUAGUUUACAAUCCUCUCUUUAUUUUACUUUAAACAAAUUCUUAACAAAAUAAUACGGAAACUGCAAAUUAAACAAAUACCAGUUUAUAGAGUCACAAUUCAGUUUUUCUAGAACCACUCGUCUCUGUGGGAGCGGUGCUAUUGUCCCUUUUGUAUUAUUGUUAUUAAUUAUACUCACUUUGCUUUUAAAUGAGAUUUUUAAACUGACUUUGUACUGUACAGACUGAAUGCCAAAUAGAUUCUUUUGCAAGAAUUUCAAUAUUUUAUAUUUUAGAUAUUUUACUUGCUGAUGUUUCAUCUCAAGAAGUUGCUCAGUGGUUUUUCCUCUGUUACACAUAUUUUUCACUCGUACAUCUUCUCUCUGUCUGCAGUUAAUCCUCCUCCUCCUCCUCGUUCUGUUCUUUGAUCGUCGUUCAAUCUGGCCACAACUAUGUUUCAUAAAUCUUUUGUGUUUUACUGCACGUGUGCGUCUGGACUUGAACCUGACAGACUGCUGCCUUGUAAAUUCUUCGCUUCACACCAUGAAACCAUAAUUUGUCUUUGUGCAAAAACAGAUGAAUAAAUGGAAAGACACAUUAUUUUCUUUUAUAUUGUUUUAGGACACAGAGAAGACAGAUUUAACUAAAGCAAGACUGUUAUAGUUUUUAACAUCUUAUAUCCUGUUUCAUAUUUUAAACAGAGCACAAGUUAACAUUGACAGUAUUACAAACACACAUUAUCAGACUACACUCAUAAAUCCACAUUUCAAUGCAACUUAAAUACCAGAUAGCAUUUUUACAGGUUGAUUUUUAAAUCUUAAAUGUAUGUAUGUGUACAUUCUGUAUAUCCAAAACUUUUUAAACAUAUAUCGCAAAGUAUUAUUACGUGUGCCUAUUUUUUUUUGUAUUCUUGAAAUGAUAAUAAAAUGUUUUUGAGUGAA